AAAACCACAACGAUUAAGAACUCAAAAACAAUCAACACUUAAAUUUAACCCCUCUAAACAAAAGCGUAAACAAAAAGAGGAAAAAAUGAAUUUUUCCGAAGGGAAUGAAAAUAAAAGUGAUGAUAAAAAAGAAAAUAAAAUUGAAAAUGAUAUAGAAAGUAAUUAUUCAAAUUCUAUUGAGUCUGAAGAUGAGAAAAGUAAUUCAGAAUUAGAAUCUGAAAGUAAUAGUGAUAAUAAUAAGAAUAUUUUAGAUGAAAUCCCUGUAAUGAUGGGAGACUUAUUAGUUAAAACUGAAUUGAAUGUUG
This is a messenger RNA of Diversispora eburnea, 305 nucleotides long. The record is from the annotation of a GenBank genome assembly. NCBI's taxonomy places the organism in Eukaryota, Fungi, Glomeromycota, Glomeromycetes, Diversisporales, Diversisporaceae.